UAUCUUUAUUCUUCUUUGUUUCUCAUAUUUCCAUGUUAAACUUCACCUAAAACUUGGGAAGAUACGAAGAAAUAUCUUCUACAGAUGUUCACAAUUCCUUCGCCACAGACACUAAGAGGUUUGCUUGGAAUCAAAGUUAUUUGGAAAUGGAAGAAAGAACCCCUACAUUGUCUAGCUCUAGCUCCAGAGCAAGAAGAAAGUUGCAUUUUUAUUUAGAAUGUACUCCUGAGGUUUUUAUGUUAAAGAUUAUUGAACAGCAACUAAAGAUGCACGAGACUUAUUGUGAAGUAUUCGAGUCCUAAAAUAGAGAUCUGAUCACCCAAGUCAUAAAGACACCGAUGGCAUGAAUUGAGAAAAUCCCUCACGAAUGAUAUCUCCAACCUGAUUUGAGCAUGGUAGUCCUAUCCAUACUGGAUCGGAGGUGAUAACCUAAUUAUUUUGUCACUAGAUUUUAUGACAAUCUUCAUCUUCUUUUUGAUAAUGGCC
Molecule: messenger RNA, 486 nt
Organism: Moneuplotes crassus
Lineage: Eukaryota; Ciliophora; Spirotrichea; Euplotida; Euplotidae
Source: the annotation of a GenBank genome assembly